GAGGCUUUCGCAAACCAAAAAUGUCUGCCUAAGGGGAACUCGUUAUUGAUAUAUAGAGGAUAAUUUCCUUGAUAUUACCACUUAAAUCCACAUUUUCCUGAAUUGAGCUUUAUUCAAGAAAGAGAAGCAUCAUCAGAUCACCCUAGUUGGAUUUUGUGUGUCGGACUAAGGUUUCUAGACGGACACAAUGAAUCCUCAGCAGCGGAUUGCCGCUCUCGGAACAGACAAGGAGUUAAGUGACCUGCUGGACUUCAGUGCGAUGUUCUCGCCACCUGUAAAUGGAGGGAAAAACAGGCCUACAACACUGGGAAGCAGCCAGUUCAGUACAUCAGGUCUGGAAGAACGAGCCAACCAAGCGUCCUGGGCCCCAGGUGGCGAGUCCAGUCCCUCGUAUGACUCCUCCCGGGGUUUCACUGACAGCACUCAUUACGGCGAUCAUUUGAGUGACAGUCGAUUAGUGCCCCAUGAAGGAUUGUCCCCAACACCUUUUAUGAGCUCCAGCAUAAUGGGUAAAUCAGAGAGGGGCUCGUUUAUCGGUUUUGGGAGAGACCCUGGAGUUACUGGCUGCCAGUCGUCGCUAAGGCCUGACGUGGGUCCUGGUUCAGUGGCUGCUUCUGGAAAGUCAGCAGCUUCGUUCUACUCCUUCACUGGGCACAAUCCCAGAAGACGCUCUUUACAAGACGCCCCUCCCAUCGAUCCUCUGCAAACAAAAAAGGUUCGCAAGGUCCCUCCUGGCCUGCCUUCAUCUGUGUAUGCACCAUCGCCGAGCUCAGAAGAGUUCAGCAGAGAUUCUCCUUCAUACAACUCCCCCAAACCCACAAGCAGUAUGUUCACAAGCACUUUCUUUGAUGGCACCCACAGUUCAUCUGACCCGUGGAGUUCAUCCAAUGGCAUCAGUCAGACAGGGUACGGAGGAAUGCUCAGCGGAUCUUCAUCUCACAUGCCACAGUCAGGAAACUACAGCAGCCUACACUCCCAUGAGCGAUUGAAUUACCCUGCACACUCUGUCUCUCCGGACAUCAACUCAAGUCUUCCUCCUAUGUCCAGUUUUCACAGAAGCAACACCAGCACUUCACCAUUCGUCACUGCAGCACACACGCCGUCUGUCAACACAGCAGAUGCAGUCAUAGCUGCUGCAAAUCGGGGGAACGCCACUGGAAGUUCACAAACAGGAGAUGCAUUGGGAAAAGCGCUGGCCUCAAUUUACUCGCCCGACCACACUAGCAGUAGUUUCCCUUCAAACCCCUCUACACCAGUGGGCUCUCCUUCACCUCUGACGGCCACAGCAGGCACAGCAUCAGCAGGGACAGUCGUCACGGCGACAGGCUCCACAACUGGGCGACCAGGCACAAAUCAGUGGCCACGCACAGGUGGACAGACUCCAUCCUCACCAAAUUAUGAGAACUCCCUUCACUCACUGAAAAACAGGGUUCAUCAGCAGUUACAUGAGCAUCUCCAGGAUGCCAUGUCUUUCUUAAAGGAUGUUUGUGAGUCUCGAAUGGAGGAUCGUCUGGACAGACUGGAUGAUGCAAUCCUUGUUCUGAGGAACCAUGCAGUGGGCUCCACUGCCAAUCUGCCCAGCGACAUACACAGUCUGCUGGGACAGGCACAAAAUGGGCCAAUUGCGUCUAUUGGAGCAAACUUCCCAGCCUCGGCAUUGGUUCCAAAUCGGACAACUGCAAUGGGGGGUGCUCAUGCUGAUGAUGCCGCCAGUCUGAACAACAGUCAUGGAGGCCUUCCUAGUGCUAGCUCCACAUCUAGCACGGAGCUCACCCACCAAGUGGAGACAUUCAGAAGUCUUACUGCGGCCCUUAGUGGGCAGGUCCCCUCUAACUUGGAGCUAAAGGUGGAAAAACCGGACAAAGAUGACUUGCUUGAUAGUAUGUCUGGAGAUGAUAAGUCAGAUGAUGAAGGUGAUAGGAGAGACAUGAAGACCCCUCGUGCUGGAACCCGCACAAGUAUUACUGAAGAUGAGGACCUGAAUCCUGAGCAGAAGGCAGAGCGAGAGCGCGAGAGGAGGAUGGCCAACAACGCCCGCGAGCGCCUCAGGGUGCGAGACAUCAACGAGGCCUUCAAGGAGCUGGGCCGCAUGUGCCAGCUCCACCUCAAGAGCGAGAAGCCGCAAACAAAGCUCCUCAUCCUCCAUCAGGCCGUGGCAGUCAUUCUGAGCCUGGAGCAGCAAGUCAGAGAAAGGAAUUUGAAUCCCAAGGCAGCCUGCCUUAAAAGACGGGAGGAGGAAAAAGUGUCUGGAGGUUCUGCUGAAUCCCAUGUCCACCCAGGCAUGACAGACACAUCCAACCCUAUGGGCCACCUUUGAGUAGCAGAAAGAUCAACAUCACACAGACAACAAAUAGUUUCCAGUUUGAGAUGGGAACCUUGGUUCCUGGUGACAGAAAGGACUUUGUGACAACAACUGGAGGAGACAGACCACUUGAAGUAAAACUGAGACUAAUGUAAACCAAUCCAAGACUGAAGUGGAAUCUCACAUCUAGUUUUCCAACUGCAAAAAUGUCCCCAGAAAAAACUUAAGCACAUAUCAAUGUCUGCAAGAAGUGUGUUGCUUCUGAACAAUCAGAGACUUUGCAAUCUCCUCCAAGUGUAUGUGGAAAUUGCCUUGUGCCUAAACUGAAUUGACGAAUGCAUUGUAACAGCAAUUGUUUUUGUUUUUAUUUAUUCUGUUAUUGAUGAAAUUAUGUCUAAAGGGAAAGCUAAGCAGUUUCAAAGAUAAGUAUGCAGCUUUUCAGUCAAUCUACAGUUUGCCAGUGUCACCAAUUAAAUACUGAUAAUAAUAGCCGUGAUAGUAUCAAGUAUCAUAAUAAUACCAUGGACUGUUACGAUGUUUUGAAUGGCUAACUCCCAUGUACUGUGAGAUUUGGAUAUUGUUACAUUCAAAAAUAAGCCUUGCUAAGUCUGGCAAUUCCGUAAUGAGGUAUAUGAUAUUGAGUAUUUGGGCACUAAGAAGCUGCUUUUUCUUUAGGUAUGCACCAGUACUUAAUGGAGGAAAAUGUACUGAAUCUGGUAUUAGAUUAGAUUGAUUAGAUAUUGUUUCAAGAUUAGGUCAACCAAUUAAUGACUCUUUUCUGGUCUAAAGAGUCUCAUAAUCAUAAUCAAAAAGUUGCACUUUUAUAUAUACACCACUGAUCCAUUGUUAAAACUUACAAAUAAACCAUGUACAGUGACAUAACAUAUGUGGAUCGGUUUUGUGAUCAGACAUGGAUAAAUUAUUGUUUUUUAGCAAGAGAAAUAUCUUCUUUCUCUGCACUGGUAUCGGACAAUAUCGGGUAUCAGCAGAAACACCAAAAAAGAUGGAUUGGUGCAUCACAGUUAAUUUGUUAAGUUUUAAUAUUGUGCCCCAUUUAAACUAAAGAUGUAUUAUUUAUUUUUAUUUUUAUUGCCACUGGCCACAAAAUGAGUAAAAACUACAUUUGAAUCGUUGUAGUUUAGUCUAGCUUCAGCUACUGACUGAAAUCACAAGUACUGAAUACUUUAGAAGGAACCCAUUUAAUUUGGCUAGAUUAGCACAUGUAAUUCUACAAAAGUGAGUGGCAAACUCUAGCUUUACUGAAAGCCCACAUUUUGUUGUGUUUAGUCUUCAGUAGUGAGCAGAGAAAAUACAGAGAGCAAACUAUUAACAAACUUUAGCAUUCCCUGUAUGUUAGUGUCUUAACUGAUAAAAUGGGACCUCACUGCCCAUGCAAUUUCUUUCGCCAUAUAGUGUUUAUGUAAACAGUGACAUUAUAUUACAUUUAGCCUGAAGAAUUCAUACCUCUGAGUGGCUUGAUAUGUCAUUUCUUGCCACCAGCUAUAAUCAGUUUGCUUGAUGAAGUAGUACUUUUAAACGACGACCACUGAUUUUCCUGGCCUGAUGAACGUAUCAAGUUCCAUUACAGUUCUUCUGGUAGAAUAUAGCUAUGCCUCUUUAUGUUUUUUUAACAAAUCAUUUUGUCUGGAUUUUGGCAUACUAUGUCCAGCCUACCUGAUAAUGUUAUUUUUGGUAACUUAGGAGCAGUGCACAUCAGUGCAUUUUGUUGAGUUGGGUUUUAGUUGGUUCCUAGAGGUGUAGCACAACAGUGAACAAACAGAAACAUUUCUUUGUUAAAGACAUGGGCUGACAUUGUGUUUUUUUCUUCAUAUCAGUGUGCAUGCUUUACAUUUCUCAAUUAUUUUAGUCCUUUGUCUUAAUACUUUAUAUUCCAUAUAUUUUGUUUGUAUAUUGUCUUUGUCUUUCACCCUAAACAAGGCUACCACAUUCAUGACAGUAUUCUGUAACAAAUUUCUAUAUGGCAAUCCAUAAUUAAUUACUGUGCCAGACCAAGAGUUUACAUUACAUAUUAUUGGCAACCUUAAAAUAACAUUUUUGUGCAGUUUGUUUGAAUGUGGCCUUGUUGAUCAUGUCAGUAUUCAUAAACAUGUAUUUGUGUGGCAGAAGGUGAUUGAGACUAUAAAGUGAAUGCCACAUCCUGCUCUUUCUUUUCUUUUAUUAUUUGCUGUUUCUUCGCUCGUCUGUUUGCCAAGUUAGACUUGCUGUUCUCCCAGAUGCUGUCCCUUGUAUAAUACAUAAAAAGCUAAUUCAAAAGAAAAAAAAUAUUUGGCUUUCACUGUAGUUGGUCUUUUAUACAAUAAUACGGUAAGAAUAUUUCUUGAAGUCUAAAUAUUACUCUUUCUAGAUUUUUGAACGCAAAAGUUUUGAGUAAAAAGUUUCUUACUUUAUUUUACUAUAUUAGAUAGUAAAAUCUAUGGUUAUGUACAAUAACCAGCCUAUUACCGGAGAUUUACCAGUGUCAUCUCAAGAUCAUAGUGAAUCUGUUGCUAUUCUAGUACAUGAAGGUCUUGUACUAGUGCAAAAUUUCCUAAAACUCUGAUGAAUAAAAAGUUCUUGUGUCAAAUGCAAAGGUAUUGUUGGUUCACACCAGAAACAGAGAAUUGAAUUUCUGUCUUUUUCAACAGAAAGAAAACAAUGUAUAUAACAUUUAUGUUGCAAUAAAUGUGCCAUUUUGUAAACACAAAUGUAUUUUGCAUUUAUUUAACUGAAGGAGCAGACUUUCAUUUUGUCUUUUGUCCAUCCCACAUUUUGUCUUUUCAUUCAUUUUUCCAUCCAGGUGUGAAACAGCACGAAUGCUGAAAGGGGCAAUAGAAGUUAACCCUGUUAUUUUUAUUGUUUGUGUUCGGGAUGAUUACAGUGGAUUUAGGCA
Molecule: messenger RNA, 5192 nt
Organism: Boleophthalmus pectinirostris (great blue-spotted mudskipper)
Lineage: Eukaryota; Metazoa; Chordata; Actinopteri; Gobiiformes; Gobiidae
Gene: tcf12
Product: transcription factor 12
Exons: 21
Coding region: 188-2317 (709 amino acids)
Biological process (GO): regulation of transcription by RNA polymerase II
Cellular component (GO): transcription regulator complex
Molecular function (GO): DNA-binding transcription factor activity, RNA polymerase II-specific; RNA polymerase II cis-regulatory region sequence-specific DNA binding; protein dimerization activity
Source: RefSeq, a predicted model, not a curated record